CAUGAAACCAUCUUGUAAAAGACAGGAACUAGAUGCGAUAAGGAUAACCCGCCCCACCCACUCACUCACUCACUCACUCACUCACUAGAUUUAUAUCGUUCAAUCUUCCCCUCCCCUCUCUCCCCUCUCUCUCCUCUCCCCCCUCACUAUCUAUCAUCUAUUAUCCAUCGACUUACAACCUCCACCCGAAUAAACCAACCAACCAACCAACCAACCAGACCCUACAAUGAAAAAACCCCUCCACAUCGCCAUCCUCGACGUCGACGUCCCCGUCCCAAACGUCUACGCCUCCCGCGGCCUCUACAGCUCCCAAUUCCAGCGCUUACUAGACGAUACGGCCUCGCGUCUGAGCAAUAACAGCAAGCGGACAAAAAUCCACACCACGGCCUUCGACAUCGUCGGGGGACAAUUCCCGCCGUUAUCCAGUCUGAACAGAAAGCCCCGGUCCCAAGACCACUUCUUCAACGACAACAGCCAAGAAGGCGAAGGGGACGAAGCGGAAGAAGACGAAACCAACCCCCUCGCGACGCCCAUCUCCGGAAUCCUCAUCACCGGCUCCGCAGCAUCCGCCUACGACACGAACAAGAAAUGGGUCUCUCCCUUGGAAGAAUUCAUCGUGACGGUGUUUGAGCGGUAUCCGCAUGUCAGGAUGUUCGGGAGUUGUUUUGGACAUCAGGUUAUUGCGAAGGCGUUGCUUUCGCGAUCGUGUCUGAGUGCUGGGGAGGGGUGUGGGGGUGAAGAUCCAGCAGCAGAGGGGCUUCGAGUCGAGUGCUGUCCUGCCGGGAAGGAAGUCGGACUGGCCACGAUGAAGCUAUCGCCUGGGUUCGUGGACGCGUUUCCGUGCUUGCAGGGGCGGACGGAGAUGCGGUUGCAGAUGGUGCAUGGCGAUUGGGUGGCCGGGAGGGCGGACGCGGUGCCGUCGCCGUGGAUCAAUAUCGGGUCCACGGGGGAUUGUCCCCUCCAGGGGUUCUACUACCCCGGGCGGGUGUUGACGUAUCAGGGGCAUUUCGAGUUCGAUUCGUUUGUGAAUCGGGAGACGUGCCUGGAGUUUGCGAGGAGGGAGGGGUGGGAUGAGGGGGACGUGGCGCGGUAUGUGGUGGCGAUUGGGGAGGUGGAUGGCGAUGGGGAUGAUUCCAAGUUGGCGGCGGAGGUGGUGGUGAGGUUCUUUGGGGGGGAAGCUGGUAUACAAGAGGUUGCCAAGUCACAAGAGGGCAAGGUUGGCUGGGUUAGAAGGCUGGUGGGCAGCAUCAUGAUAUGGUAG
Aspergillus heteromorphus CBS 117.55 is the source of this 1261-nucleotide messenger RNA. RefSeq names its product type 1 glutamine amidotransferase. The transcript has a single exon. The coding region runs from base 227 to 1261 and encodes 344 amino acids. NCBI's taxonomy places the organism in Eukaryota, Fungi, Ascomycota, Eurotiomycetes, Eurotiales, Aspergillaceae. The record is from RefSeq and is a predicted model, not a curated record. Gene Ontology annotation, cellular component: nucleus; cytosol.